GCGGCGGCGGGCUCAAAAAGCGAGGGAGGAGGCGGCUCAGUGGACAUCAGCUGGCCGGAAGCAAUAUUUCGUGGAGCGGGAGGAGGAAAUGAACAUCUCCCUUCAGUAUGGCUACCCCUGGUGCCACUGAGAGGUCCUUUUGCGAAGAGCCAGACAAGCUGCCCCCAAGAAAGAGAAGCAAGCCACACAGAAUGCCCCUCCCCUUUGCCUGCUGCGGAGGGGAGGGAGUUUGUCCCAGCCAAGCUCCGCAGGAGGCCCCAAAGGCACCUGAUUGGCCCAUCCAGUUUUGGGGGCGGGGCUUUGGCCCUUUCUGGGUUUUCCCCGCCCCCGCUCUUCAGUUCGGGCCGAGCAUCCCUGGAGGAAGGAGCUCUUUCAUAGAGCUCCUUCUAGGCCUGAACCAGAGCGGGCGGGGGGCGGGUAGUGCCCGAGGAUCGGACGAGUGGCGUAUUUUGGCGGGUAGCAUCGAACUGCCGAGCGACGGCUUCCCUAGACACCAGCGGCCUGCGGGGGCAUCGGACUGCGGCUGGAGUGCGUAUUGGGUGGCCUACCUGGGUGGGACUGGUGGCUGCUCCGAAUGGUGGCACUUAUUUGGGGCCCUGCUGCUCCCUGCCGUUGGGUGGGGGUGUUGGUUGGCCUUGGGGUUACUGGCAUUUUUCGUGGCCCUCUUCGCUUCAGUUGGAUUCUUUAGGGGGUUGGAGUGGGGGUCUCUCAGGAGGGCAGUGAGUGGCUCUCUGGGCGCUCUUCUCUCCACGCGUAUUGUGUUCUUUUGCCCAUGGGGUUUUUUGGGUUGUUUUUGGUUGCAUUGGGGGGUUGGUUAUUCUGGGCCCCUGCAAUUAACCCACAUGCCUAGGAAAGCCAAGGAGAAAACUGUUGGUCGGCCUAUCAAGCAGCCCAAGCGGCCUGCACCUCCACCUUCUUCCUCUGAUGAGGAUGAUGAGGAGAUGGUUCUAAUUAGAGGCCUGAUCAACAGAAUGGAAGCUCUGGAGAAGGCCAAAGCUUCCAUUCUGUUGGAAGCAAGGGGGCUGGCCCAUCUGGAGCGCCGAAGAAAGUUCCUCGACGCACACGUGGUGCUGCUAGAACACAGUUACGAAAAUCUCUCUCUGACAGGUUUGGAGCUCUUGAAAAGGGCGAGGGCCCACCCAGCCCAGUGCUGCCUGCAGAGCCAGCUGAUCCUGUAUUGCCAGUGCCUGGCGUUCCCGUUCCUGCAAUGCCUUCUCCUGCGUUUCCAGAAUCCCCGCUGCCAUCGGAUCCCCCCCUGUGGAUCCAUCUUUGUCUCCGCCCCCGGGUGCUGGCGGAGCGGCGGCUCCUGUUCGGGUCCUGGUUUGCGGCCAUUCGUCGGUCUUUGGAGCCUUCAAGAGGGCCAGCUCCUCCCAUUGGGGCACCCAGUUGGGUUUUGGAAAGCGUGCUUCAGUUUCUUGGUUGGGUAGGAGGGGCAUGUUAUGGAGCCAGUUGCUCCCUGCCAUUUGGGAUGAUUGAGCUAGGUUCCCUGGGCCUGAUGUCAUUGUGAUUCACUUGGGGGGAAACGAUUUGGGCAGGCGGACUGGUCUCUCUCUUAUUAUUAUUAUUUCCCCGCCCCAGCUCUUCCGUUUGGGCCGAACAUCCCCCUCCCUCCCUUCCCUGGAGCAGAGCGGGUCUAGUGACUGGUCGCCCUUCUGGGGCCGAGUAGGAAUUUUUGGCUCUCAACGCAUUGGCCACUGUUGGGUUUUUUUCCGCCUACUCCGUUCUGCGUUUGGGGUUUGAGUUAGAAUUAGGCUGGUCACACUGGCAGGAACAGUGCGGGCUGGGUGGUAGUUUGAGGGAUAGAACAUGGGUGAUACCCUUGGAUAUUUAAGAGGUGGAUUGGCAAUCGCUCCCUUGCGGUUUGUGUGGCCCAGGGGGGAAGAGUUGGCCAUGAAACCAGCUUCAGGGCUUCACCAACCCUUGGGCUGAGCGGUUCGGGGUAGGUGAAGGUCUAGAAGUAUCCAGACCCUCUUUCUUAAAGGGUUGGCCUUGAAGGAGUUGGGCAGCUUUUACCUGCCUGUUUCCUGAGCCAGGGUGUGUCGCCCUCGAAGGUGCAGGGAAGGGCAAGGAGCCCUAACCCGGCCUUCUUAGGCCCGCACUGUUGUUUUGGGGUGAUUGAUCUCCUUGGAUCCAGUCCGCCAUGCUUGGUUGUUAUUGGUUAAUAAAGUUGUGGC
Messenger RNA from Hemicordylus capensis (graceful crag lizard), 2174 nucleotides. RefSeq lists its product as uncharacterized. The transcript has 3 exons. Lineage: Eukaryota; Metazoa; Chordata; Lepidosauria; Squamata; Cordylidae. The record is from RefSeq and is a predicted model, not a curated record. Bases 108 to 1427 code for a protein of 439 amino acids.